AUGGAUGCUGAUUUAGCAGAAAAACUAAAUCGAAGAAUUCGUCGUAUUGAAUCAGUAGAAUCCUCUUCAGAAACAUCAUCCACUACUGGCAAUGGGCUUGCAGAUGACAUUGACUUAACAUAUCCAUUGACGAAUUAUGAAUCACAACGGUCAAAUGCAUUCAAUCCAUAUAUUGAAUAUAAUGAGUUUUCACGAAAACAAAUACAAAAUUUAAUGCAAACAUUUGACAAAUAUGAUAUCGAUGGAGAUAAAUCACUUAAUUUUAAUGAAUUGAAAUUUAUGAUGGAGAAACUGGGAAUUCCACAAACUCAUUUGGGUUUAAAAGAAAUGAUUAAACAAGUAGAUGAAGAUCGCGAUGGUAAAAUAUCGUUUCGAGAAUUUUUACUUAUUUUUCGAAAGGCAAUCUUGGAAAAUAAUGAUCGAGAAUGUGAAGCAUCUGUUCUAUAUAAACUCUAUGCAAUGCUAUUCGAAAUUGAUGUUUCAAAAGAAGGUGUUGGUGGCGCAAAACAGUUUUUUGAAGCUAAAAUAGCUGCAAUUAAAGAUAGUGACAAAUUUCAACGAGAAAUUCGCGACGAACAAGAACAACGACGUCAGAUGGAAGAGGAAAAAAUUCGUCGUAAAUCAGCAUUUCAAAGUCGUCUUGCACAUUUUCAAAUGACAUAA
Molecule: messenger RNA, 663 nt
Organism: Rotaria socialis
Lineage: Eukaryota; Metazoa; Rotifera; Eurotatoria; Philodinida; Philodinidae
Source: the annotation of a GenBank genome assembly